Molecule: messenger RNA, 573 nt
Organism: Linum trigynum
Lineage: Eukaryota; Viridiplantae; Streptophyta; Magnoliopsida; Malpighiales; Linaceae
Source: the annotation of a GenBank genome assembly
UUCCUUGCACUGAUGAUCGACAGGCUGCACCACUACAUCAGGGAGCUUCGUCAGCUGAGAAAGACAAUGGAAGCUGCCAAGAAGCAGACCCGAGGCCUGGAUGACAGUAAGUUUGGCACCAACACAGAGGAGGCUAAAGCACUUGGCGAAGAGGUUGCUACUCUGCGCAGUAAGGUAAAGAAGCUCGAGGCCGAAUGUGAGGCCAAAACAAAAGCGGCGAAAGCUGCUGAAGAGGAAGCCGAGACUAUUAGGAAGCAGUCCGAAGGGUCCCGUACAGAGUAUGGUCGACUGCAAGAAGACAACCAAAGCCUUCGUAGCCAGAUUGAGUCGAUAGAAUCUGAGGGCAAGAAGGAUAUGUGACUCAUGACAUAAAAAGGAGAACUUUGUUACCAUGUUUGGUUGUCGUUCUAUACAGAUAUCUUGAAUAGGUUGUUAGGAGCAUUGAAGGACUAGAUGGUUUCACUUGUUGAAGGUAUUACAUCAUUUUCCCUUGUUCCAGUGCUCAAAGAUUGUGAAACCAAUGGAAGGUUAAUAUGAACAAAUGGGUUGGUGUAAAAAAAAUUUCGAAAUAGG